Messenger RNA from Protopolystoma xenopodis, 696 nucleotides. Lineage: Eukaryota; Metazoa; Platyhelminthes; Monogenea; Polystomatidea; Polystomatidae. The record is from the annotation of a GenBank genome assembly.
AUAUAUUCAGAAGCAGAGAUCUUGGAAGUUUUGGAAAUCUGUAGGCUGGCCAACGACACCUCCCAAGCCUCCUCUUUGUUGGAUCGUGAUGUCGGGGAGUCAGGGCACUGUCUGUCGUCCGGAGAGAGGCAACUUGUUUGUCUGGCUAGAAUAAUACUUGCAAAUCGUGCAAAAAGGCUUAGAAAGCCCCGCCAGUGUAGUAUAUUAAAACAAGCUUCUCCUGACCAAGGCAACAUACUUGCCGAACAGCCAACCAGCUACCAAGGGUUUCCUAUCCCCGAUGUCUCGCCAAUCUGGUUGGAUGACCAAGGGAUUCAACCAGCUACAAAGGAUAUGCCAUCUUGUGUACGCGCGGUCGAUUCUUAUGAACAACAGGAUCAGGCAAUAUGCCUUUCAGAGUUGACUGAGCCAGCAAUUAUUUGUCUGGACGAGGUGACGUCUUCGGUUGAUGAGGAAAAAGAAAAGUUUAUAUAUGAAAUUUUAGAUCGAGAAUUUCGGGGCUCCACAAUACUGUUUAUUGCCCAUAGACUUUCUUCAGUUCUGCAAUUUUGCAAUCAGGCUAUCGUUAUGGAUGCUGGCAAAGUCGUGGAAACCGGGCUGCCAUCUCUACUAGUUGCUGAUCCGGAAUCUGUCUUCAGCCGCAUGCUCCUCGAACACACCAGUCUUACCUCUCUUCUCGGCUCAUCUGUUCUGUAA